Messenger RNA from Leptosia nina, 288 nucleotides. Lineage: Eukaryota; Metazoa; Arthropoda; Insecta; Lepidoptera; Pieridae. The record is from the annotation of a GenBank genome assembly.
AUGGAGCACGACGAGAAAAAUCGUGAUUUAAGCUCCGAGGUGGAAGAAUCAGCAAAGUCCAUCAAGUGCAAGGGCAAGAAAAGGCGACAGGGCUCCAACAGGGUCGCCGCGUAUCGUCCUGGGUGCAGCUGGAUGGAUCCUUACCAGGACCAAAACAUAAAUGAAGAUCAGAGCACUAGUUCCUCAGAUGAGGAUCAGAGCACUAGUUCCUUAGAUGAGGAUCUGAAAAGAGCAAUUGCUGAAUCCCUGAAAGAUAUGGAAGAUAGGGUGACCCAUAGGUCAAUCUAA